GUGACUGUCUUCCUGACUAGCCAGGUUCCGCCAUUUUCUACUCAAGAUUGAAAGUAACACCAGUCCAGUAUUGUUCGUCCUAAAAAUAAACUACAUCUGAGAUACUGAAAACAAGUUUUGAUAGCACUCCUUCCGGCAUUCAAGAAUGGAAGACGAGAGCCACCCCAAAACCCUCUAUGUGGGGAAUCUUUCAAGAGAUGUAACAGAGAACUUGAUCCUUCAGUUGUUUACUCAGAUUGGGCCAUGUAAAAGUUGUAAAAUGAUAACCGAGCAGUCCGAUAGCAGCAGGAAGGUGAACUCUAUUGGAUUUUCUGUUUUGCAGCAUACUAGCAAUGAUCCGUAUUGCUUUGUGGAGUUCUUUGAACACAGAGAUGCCGCAGCUGCUUUGGCGGCCAUGAACGGAAGGAAGAUUUUGGGAAAGGAAGUCAAGGUAAAUUGGGCGACCACUCCUAGCAGUCAGAAGAAAGACACAUCCAAUCACUUUCAUGUUUUUGUGGGAGAUUUGAGCCCUGAGAUCACAACCGAUGACAUCAGAGCUGCAUUUGCACCCUUUGGGAAAAUCUCGGAUGCACGAGUGGUGAAGGAUAUGACAACAGGGAAAUCAAAGGGGUAUGGAUUUGUGUCCUUCUAUAACAAACUGGAUGCUGAGAAUGCCAUAGUACACAUGGGGGGUCAAUGGCUUGGUGGACGGCAAAUCCGGACUAACUGGGCAACUCGCAAACCUCCAGCCCCCAAGAGUGUGCAAGACAACAGCUCCAAGCAGCUGAGAUUUGAUGAGGUGGUGAACCAGUCGAGUCCUCAGAACUGCACCGUGUACUGCGGUGGCAUUCAGUCAGGUCUCACAGAACACCUUAUGCGACAGACGUUUUCUCCUUUCGGGCAGAUAAUGGAGAUCAGAGUUUUUCCAGAGAAGGGUUAUUCUUUUGUCAGGUUCUCCUCUCAUGAAAGUGCUGCUCAUGCCAUCGUCUCAGUGAAUGGAACCACCAUCGAAGGUCAUGUUGUGAAGUGCUACUGGGGCAAAGAGUCACCUGACAUGGCCAAAAAUGUCCAGCCGAUGGAGUACGGUCAGUGGGGACACUGGAAUCAAGUGUACAGCAAUCCUCAACAAUACGGUCAGUACAUGACGAACGGCUGGCAAGUGGGCUGGCAAACAUGGAAUCAGCAAGGAUUUGGUGUAGAACAAUCACAGUCCCCGGCCUGGGUGGGAGGUUUUGGGACGCAACCCUCUCAGGCUCAGCCUGGCCCAGUGAUGAACCAGGCUAACUUUGGCAUGGCUGGAUACCAGACGCAGUGAUCUGACCUUGGUUCUUCAUAACACACGGCUCUCACUUCUUUAGAUCCUGCUCUCAUAGGGAGGGUUGCUAAAGACUGAUAGGUGCACAUCAUCUUUUUCCCUACAAGCUUUGGAUCUGAAGCAGGAAUUGCUUUAUUGUAAAGAUUCAAAUUUAGAUUAAAGAGGCAAUUGAGAUAAGCUCCUUCAAUGGAAAUCUGAAAUCAUUCACAAGAAUUGUUCCUGUUUUAGUGGAAUUGGAGAAGAUGUAUUGUAUCGCUUGCCCCCCGCCCUUUUUUUACUGCAUAUCUUGAGGAAAACUGCUGAUCUUUCCCUUAAAUCCCAGCUUCAGGAACUUCACAGGUACAUUGCAGAAAGCCCGUGGUGUAAAUGGUUUUUUGAACUAAGUAUUUUCUUUUUGUUUUUUUCUCUCUUCCUAAAUAGCUGAUCAUGCAUUUGCUUGUUCAUUACAGUAUGGAUUUUGUACAAAAACACAUCAAACAGCAGAAAAGAAAAAAAAAAAACAUUUCAUUCUGCAUUCUGACUUGGCAAACAAAUGUAAGUAAAGGCACUUUUUGGGGGUUCAUUGGACCUGUGUCUUGUAAAUGUUGACGUGUAAAUGAAUUUCUAUGUGCAGUGGUGUGUAUAUAUAAUCCACAUUAGCUCCCAGUUCUCCUCCAAUACUAGAGCUCUUUGAUACCGUGUGUAAAAUGUAUCUUUUUACUCCAAUUUACAGACAGUGAAAUCUCUCCCGUUCACUAUGGAGAAAGGGCCAUAAUGGCCAUACCUGUAAAUAUCUUUUGAUAUCUUGGCCUGGAAUAAGGGUUUCAAAGCAUGCACUCUACUUGACGACUUUUGCAGAACAAAAGCAGCGUAGCGUAUGUUAGACAAACGUUACAUGUGACUGACAUUUACAAGCAAGCCUUAAUUUUUGCUCAGUCACAUAUACUUCAGUUGAACACUUUGAGACCCUCGUAGAGAGCUGUGUGAUUUAUCUUGGAGCCUACUGUAAAUUUGUCCCUUUGCUGUUUUAACAAAUAUGCGUGCCAUUUUUGAGUAGCCAGAAAAAAGGAUGGAUUUUUAUUCCCCCUGGGGAUGUUAAGAAAUUGCAUGUUUCAAACCAUAAUAUUGAGGUUGCUCAAAGCAUUGAAUGUAAAAGGCAGAAACGUUUUAAUACAAUUUAGCAUUUCGAGUUUUCUUUUUAGUCUAAAUGAGUCUCAAUAAAUGAACCAUUGGACAAGAAA
Molecule: messenger RNA, 2514 nt
Organism: Sinocyclocheilus grahami
Lineage: Eukaryota; Metazoa; Chordata; Actinopteri; Cypriniformes; Cyprinidae
Gene: tial1
Product: TIA1 cytotoxic granule-associated RNA binding protein-like 1
Exons: 12
Coding region: 146-1294 (382 amino acids)
Molecular function (GO): DNA binding; RNA binding
Source: RefSeq, a predicted model, not a curated record